AAACUGAUGUAAAUAUAAACAAAUCUAAAGCUGUCCAACACAGCAUUGCAUCAUUUUUUCUUAGCAAUUAAUCAAGUCUUGCCGCUUUUGAAAAUUAUUUUAUGAAUUGAAAAUAUGGACAAUAAUAGUGCUGUUCAGGAUUUCAAAAGUAUUCUAGAUAAUGAACCUAAUGUGUCACCUGCAGUUGCUGCUUUACGUGUGCUACUAGAUUUCAUGGUUAAAGACACAUCUGAAACUCUACAAGGCUUAGAAAAAAACAUAAAAUCUCUUGUUGAGGCAUUAAAUAAGGUAGAUUGUUCCGUUACAUCAGUUAAAUCAGCCUGUGAACUUUUCAUGCGAUUUAUUACACUUACAUCCUUGGAUCAUAGUGAUUUUGAGGAGUGCAAAAAAGUUUUAUCUCAAAGAGGAACUGUUUUUCUAAAUAGGCUUUCAAAUGCUAGACAUAAGAUAGCAAAAGCUGGCCAAUCUUUCAUUGUUGACGAUAUAAAUAUACUAAUACAUUCCCAUUCAAGAGUGGUCUAUGAAACUUUAAUUGCUGCAUUUAAUGCAAGGAAAAGAUUUCAUGUCUAUGUAACAGAAUCAGCACCAGAUUUUUCUGGUAAAAUGAUGUUUGACAAACUAGAGAAAGCAGGAUUGUCAUGUACGUUAAUUCUUGAUGCUGCUGUCAGCUAUGUUUUAGAAAAAGUUGACUUAGUUUUCCUUGGAGCUGAGGGAAUUGUGGAAAGUGGAGGAAUAAUAAAUAAAAUAGGUACUUAUAACAUAGCAAUUUGUGCAAAGGAACUGAACAAGCCUGUUUAUGUUUUAGCUGAAAGUUUUAAAUUCUUACGCUUGUAUCCUCUGAAUCAAAGGGAUUUACCCAAUGAAUUAAAACAUUUAUCGGCUAAAGUAAAUUCAAAGGAGCAUCCACUCGUUGAUUACACACCACCAGCCUACAUCACAUUAUUAUUUUCAGAUUUAGGCAUACUUACACCGUCUGUUGUAAGUGAUGAACUAAUUAAAUUGUACAUGUGAUGCUG
Parasteatoda tepidariorum (common house spider) is the source of this 1016-nucleotide messenger RNA. RefSeq names its product eukaryotic translation initiation factor 2B subunit alpha (gene eIF2Balpha). The record is from RefSeq and is a predicted model, not a curated record. NCBI's taxonomy places the organism in Eukaryota, Metazoa, Arthropoda, Arachnida, Araneae, Theridiidae. Gene Ontology annotation, cellular component: eukaryotic translation initiation factor 2B complex. Gene Ontology annotation, biological process: translational initiation. Gene Ontology annotation, molecular function: translation initiation factor activity; guanyl-nucleotide exchange factor activity.